Molecule: messenger RNA, 1296 nt
Organism: Pecten maximus
Lineage: Eukaryota; Metazoa; Mollusca; Bivalvia; Pectinida; Pectinidae
Product: neuronal acetylcholine receptor subunit alpha-6-like
Exons: 1
Coding region: 1-1296 (431 amino acids)
Biological process (GO): nervous system process; chemical synaptic transmission; monoatomic ion transmembrane transport
Cellular component (GO): membrane; neuron projection; synapse
Molecular function (GO): extracellular ligand-gated monoatomic ion channel activity; neurotransmitter receptor activity; transmembrane signaling receptor activity
Source: RefSeq, a predicted model, not a curated record
AUGUAUCUGUGUAACAGUCUAGUUCUUUAUGCAUGUUUUAUAUGUUAUGCCCAAUGUGAGGAAAAAAUAUUCUCGUCAAAUAUUUCCUAUGAAUCUGUUAUCGAACUACAAGAUUUGUUACUCAAAAAUUACAGCAAAGAUUUCCGACCCAUACAAAAGCAAGCGGAGGCGAUUGUGAUCCAGGUAAACUGGGAGCUACGCUCCAUCAACGGCUUCAACGAAGUGGCAGGAGAACUAGUGACUAGUUCUAGAUUCAUAAAUGUAUGGAAGAAUGAAAUGAUGCAAUGGAAUACGUCAGUGUACCAUGCAUCUUAUAUAAUUCUGAACAGUGAAAAAGUAUGGAAUCCGGUUCUGGCUUUAGAUAACCCCACUGGAGAAGAUGAUAUUAAGAGCGAAUAUAAGGAAGGAACUAUUCGCUGUAAUGCGGAUGGUUAUCAUUUCCUUACUGUUGCUGUACAAACAAGAACGAGUUGUGAACCUAACAUGCGAUUAUAUCCAUUUGAUCAUCAUAACUGUACUCUCAAAAUAUACUCACCUGAAUUCUUCAUAGGAGAAAUGAAGCUGAUUCCCUCAGUUUAUACCAAAGUGGAAUCCUUACAGCAAGACUCGCAAUGGGAGGCUACAGACAUAUAUGCCUACAAUGAUGACACUGUGAUGUACAGCCGGCCUGCCUUUGGAAUUUCUUUCAAAAGAAAACCUGAAUUCAUCAUCAUUAAUCUGCUGACACCGAUUGUCCUGCUAUGUUUCCUCAACCUAGCUGUAUACAUUCUCCCUCCACAGUCCGGAGAGAGAGUGUCGUUCUCUGUCACCAUGUUUCUCUCGUUUUCGGUCUACAUGACACUUAUAUCGGAGAAGAUGCCUGUAACCAACCCGGUGUCAAUCUUCACUCAGUAUCUCGUAUGUAAUGUAGGAUAUAGUGCCUUUAUUCUCUUCACGACUGUAGUUGGACUGAGAUUUCAUUUAGUACAAGAGGACGAAGAAAUGAUGCCUGGUUGUGUCUCAAAAUUUGUGCGAUUUUUAUCCUGUGCUUGUUCUGCUACUGUGAAAUCGCAGUAUGAUAUAAACAAAGAUUUCCCGAUUGCAUCCAAUGGCACAAUGACAGAUGUUGUAAGUAGAAAUGAUGUCAUGCCUCCCGUAGUAUCCAUGACCAACGGUCACUCUAAAAAAGACCAAGCUGUUAGGAACAUGCUGAAAAAAGACUUCGGCAAACUUAUAGACAGAAUUUGCUUGGUAGUCUUAUCUUCAACGCUUGUAAUAGGCAAUAUUACCUUUGUGAUGUACUUUGCUUUGUCGUAA